This is a messenger RNA of Racocetra fulgida, 1641 nucleotides long. Lineage: Eukaryota; Fungi; Glomeromycota; Glomeromycetes; Diversisporales; Gigasporaceae. The record is from the annotation of a GenBank genome assembly.
AUGAACAACGAAUAUUCAAAUGAUAUGGAGUUAGAACCUGAGAAUGUGUUAGAGCCUGAUGAUGCAUUAGAGCUUAAGAAUGUGUUAGAGCCUGAUAAUGCAUUAGAGCUUGAGAAUGUGUUAGAGCCUAAUUAUGCGUUAGAAUUUGAUUAUGUGUUAGAGCUUGAUGACAUUAAUUUGGAUGAGUUGGAAUCUAAUGAUACGGAUGGUAACGAAGCUAAUGAAGAUUCACUUCAUUGUGAUAAAGGAAAUAAUAAAUGUGAAUUUUUAGUUACGCCAGAAUCUUCACAAUCAACAUUAAUACAAACAUAUAGUAAAAUAAAAAAAUAUGCAGUUAAUAACCCCAAACAAAAAAAUCUUGACAAUAAUAUAGUUGCUUUUAUAGUCGAAGAACUUCAACCAUUUUCAAUUAUUCAAUCACAAGCAUUUAAAAGAAUAAUCGAAGGGCUUGAUACUCAAGCCAGUAUACUUAGUAAAGAUUAUCUAAAAGAUAUUCUUAUAAAUUCUGAAGAUAAGAUUGCUGAAAUCAGUUAUAUUUCAUUUACCACUGAUAUAUGGACGUCAAGCAAUGGCGAUCCAUAUAUUGGACUUACUUUUCACUGGAUUAAUGAUAGUUUUGAAGUAAAAGAAAUAAUUGAUAAUAUAUCAUAUCUCCCAUAUCCCCAUACCUCCGAAUGUCUUUUAAAUAAGAUCGUUAAAAUUUUAGAUAGUUUUAAACUUAAGCAUAUAACUGUUAGCGGUACUGUUGAUAACGGGUCAAAUAUUAAGUCGUGCUUAGAAAAAUUAGAAAAAAAAUAUAAUAUUUUUAAAAUUCAUUGUUUUGAAAAAGUAGCCGAGUUGGUUAAAUUACUGUAUCCUUAUGAGGUUGUUUCUAAAAAAUUAUCUGAUUUGCAGUAUCCAACACUUUCUCAAGCAUAUCUUCUUCAUGAAUCAAUUCAGAAACAAUUUUUAAAACCAACAAAGCCUAUUCGGUUUGCCACUUUUUUUGAUCCACGAACCAAGGAUAUGCAAAUAUUUACAGAGAAUGAAAAGAAUCAAACUAUUUCAGAAGCGCGCAUUGAAUACCUUGAAUUAGCUGCUAAUUAUUAUGAGUUGAAUAAAUUAUCUGAUACAGCAUCUAAUGAUAUAAUGAAUGAAGAUAUUUUUUCUAAUCCAGUCGAUACAAGAUCAACAUCGGCCUCAAGCUCUAGUAGCAAAGAUAAAAGUGAGGUGGAAGAUAAAUCAGUUAAAAGAAGAAGAAGUAGAUUAGUUAGUAAGAGGAAAGGUAGAUUAGGUAAUAGAGGUAGUGGUAGGUCAGUUAGUAAGAGUAUAAGUAGCAGCACUAGCAGAUCAAGUAGCAGUAGCAGCAGUUCAAGUGAGGAUGUACCGAAAGAUGAAAUUAAAGUAUUAAUAGAAGGUGCUAGUCAAUCGCAGGAUGUGAGGCAAAAGCUGAUUCCGGCUAUUACAAAAAAAUUACCAGGAUAUUGGCACUAUUCUGGUGCGAUUGAAAAAAUUUUAAAACAACAUCAUAAGAUGCAGCAUCAGACAGCAACAAUAAAUGCUGAUCCAAAAUUAAAAGCCUAUAAUCGCACCAGAAUAGGGAAAAAUAGUAAGGUGAAUGAAAAAAUAAAAGCAUUAGGAGAUAUUCACGGGACAACCUGA